AUGCGAAAGAGCAAGAAGUUCACGUGGGGAAAUUUUUGGGCGCGUUUGAGUUAUCGAAUGAAGACGUUGGCCUUUGGUCAGUCAAAACGUCUAGGCCAUCUUCCAAGGCAAGGGCGAAAGGCGACAGGUCAAAUAGCACCUCAGGCAUCAAGGAAUACUGCCUCAACCUCCAGAAAUCCAUUGGGUAUCUGGAAUCAAUUUGGAAGUCUUUUUCCCUGGACUCAAGGUCAUACGCGCCAGCACUUCGGACCUGCAUGUCGUUUGCCGGAUUUAUUCGAAAGGAAGGAUCGGAUCUACCUCGAUUUGUACACAAAACGACUGCAAUGGAUCUCUCCGCCUCCUUUAUAUCAUCAUGACCUCUUACAUGCCGCUGUAAGGGUCGGUCACAUCGAAGCACGCACCGGCUACAACUUCAAGAACAAAUUCCUAUGUAUAGAAGCCUUGAAGAACACCGGGAAGAAUUGGCCAUUGUACUACAAAGGCGUGGUCGUUGAAAUUGACCGUAACAAUCGUCUCGCUCUUCUGGGGGACCGUGUCCUUGGCCUGGCUCUUUGUGAAAUAUGGUUUCACAGUGGACAUUCAACAGGCAACUAUAGUGUUAUGAACAGUUUCAUAGAGACACGAGCGGCGCUUAACGUCACAGGACGUGCGAUGAAGCUGCAUCAAGAUAUAUUGUUACAACAUGAGCUAGCAGUGCCAGCGAACAGCCACGUGGCCGAGGCAUUUGAAGCCAUCAUUGGUGCCAUUUACGUGGACUCGGGCCAUAAUGUUCCAGCCGUAAAGGAAGUUCUCAAGCACCUUGGAAUUGACAACCAUGAGUUCUUACAGACCGUAGACUCAGAAUUAGCACGCGCCCAAGAGAAAAAGGAACUCAAACAGGACAUUGCACGCUUUAAAUUCCAAAAGCGGGAGAUAACUCGUGCCGCAUUGCGCCGUCAAAAGGGCAAGCGUGAGCGAACGAUGGAUCGCUACAAAAAAGACUCCGAACAGAGCCAUGCAGAACCCCAAAGCUUGUCUCGAGCGGCAGAAGUUUUCGAGAAUGAAGCCAUUGCCAAUGCGGAAAAGCAGAUAGCCAGGCAACUGUCUGCCACACUGAAGGGAAAGCAAUUAGACCCACAACGUACGCAGGGAGAUCGCCUGCCACCAACGUUUCCGAAUCAAACGGACCUGAACGAACCUCCAUCGGCGCCGCCGCCGCAACUCACGGCUACUGUAUUACAACAGGUGACUCAGAGUCAACUAGAGUGUGAAGUUGUUAGAGAAGCGCCAAAGAAAGACAGGCCCAAAGAGCCCAGCCUGCAAGAGAGAACCAACGACCGGAAACGAGAGGUAGAGCAAUUUCUGACGGACAUGCCAUCUAAUCUGACGGACGCGGAGAGAGGAAUAGCAUGGGGGAAGGCUCGGAAGGCUUGGAAAAAAACGCGAAAGGCUUCGAAAAAAACGAAGCAGGCGUCUAAUGGUGACCGCGAUUCUUUAUUUGCCAUUUAUGGCGCGCAACUGCGCGCUGCCGCGGAGAAGAAAGAGGCAGCAGUGCAGAAGACGAAGAGUACACGACAGCAUACUAAGAAAGGGAAAGAGAACCCCCAAGCAGCACACGCUAUUAUACCAUCAGAGCAGGCGAAUGCAUCUGUUGUAGGCGGGCCGACGGGAGAACAAUAUGUUAAUGACACGAAUGCAGGGUCAAAAGAUCAAGCGCAAACUUUGGACAGCCUUCCCGAAACAACAAAGGCUUCUUCAGUCCAUGAUCGGCCUCCUGAUACUCCGGAAGCAGCAGCUGAACAUCAGGGGCAGGGAGCGAUCAAGCAAGCAAACGCUGAAGAGGAAGAGUGGUCGCCCGAGUCGAAAUUUGCUUCAAGGAAAAGGAAAGCGCGCAUGCGAAAAGAGGCAGACGAGAUGGCGCGGGCCGCUGAACAAGCUUCCAGUAAAUGCGAAGAGAGUCAGAAACUCCAUGCGAGAGACACCACUGCUUUAAAGAGCAAAUUUCAAAAGGAACUCGAAGAAUCAGACCGUAGUCUAUCUUCGUCGACCCCAAAAGCUGUACACACCUAUCCUGAAUCCGAGAUGGACAUGUUCUUGGAUAACGUGGCUGGAGGCAAGCAAGUAUUCCCAGACACGACUCAACAGAAGACCAACCUUCCUGCCGCACAAAUCCCACAUACAGCUACAGACAGCCAUACUGCGGUAGUCGAGACGGGAGCAACAAAGCAAGCUGUUGAACCCAAGACCGGGAGCACAGAAUUGGGCAAAGCCACGAAUCCUGCACCUGUGCAGGAUGUGCAGCCCAGUGCGGCCAACAAGGGAACACUUGAGUCAGAAAGCAAUGGCUCUUUUUCGAUGUUACAGUCUGCAAAUUUGGUGUGUAAAGCAGAAGACGAUGGCUCUAUGUCUGGCUUCGAGACAGGCAAAGCUACAACCGAUCCCGCGGUCGCAUCCAACAUCAUCAGCACUAUUACAUACAUUCCACCAACGCACAACAACGAGUCCAUGUCAUCCUUGACUACAUAUAUACCACCAAACUUGACUAGGGAAUCGUUGUCACGCUUCACUCCAUUCAUACCACCAACCUCAACCAAAUGGUUACCGACCUCAACCGCCUUCACACCAUCACCAUACCCAUCACCAAAAUCCUCCCCUGCCAUCAGGCUUUGGGAAGACUGGGAAGCAGUCGAGGCGGACUUACGGACUAUAAUGAAAGUUGUGGAGAAAGAGAAGGAGACCAAGGACGAAAAGACAGCGGAGAAGGAAACCGAAGACGAAAAGGCAGUAGACGAUGAUGACAAGGAGGAAAAGGAGCUGAAGCAUCAGCUACGCAAGAUAGCGCGGCACCGCCAAAAAUGCAGCAGCAAGCUGAGAACGAAGCAGGCCACGGAUGAAGUAGCCAAGACAGAAGAGAUACUGGCUACCAUUGAAGCCAAGGGAGCUAGAGCAGCCCAGGUCGACACCGAGGACGUAAAAGCAGCAGACGAUGAAGAGGAGGAGGAGGAGAGGAUGGCGCUGAAACGCAAGUUACGCAGAAUCAUGCGACGCCGCCGAGAACGCUACCGCAAGCUGGAAACAAAGCCGGCCCCGAACGAAGCUGCAAAGGCAGAAGAGAUACUGGCUGCCAUGGAAGCCCUGGGUGCCAAAGCAGCCCAGAUGGAUAAGAGAGAGACAGACGACAAGGCGCACAAGCCAGCGCGGGAUUCGGAAGUGCUGGAGCGGUAA
Molecule: messenger RNA, 3204 nt
Organism: Plenodomus lingam JN3
Lineage: Eukaryota; Fungi; Ascomycota; Dothideomycetes; Pleosporales; Leptosphaeriaceae
Biological process (GO): RNA processing
Molecular function (GO): ribonuclease III activity
Source: RefSeq, a predicted model, not a curated record